This is a messenger RNA of Recurvomyces mirabilis, 3294 nucleotides long. RefSeq lists its product as uncharacterized. The coding region runs from base 1 to 3294 and encodes 1097 amino acids. Lineage: Eukaryota; Fungi; Ascomycota; Dothideomycetes; Mycosphaerellales; Teratosphaeriaceae. The record is from RefSeq and is a predicted model, not a curated record. The transcript is spliced from 2 exons.
AUGGCCCCGGGAAACAACAUGCAAUCCGAGGAACCUCUUAAUGGCGCCAAUGGUAAUUCGGCGACCCACGGAUCCAGCUCGACGUCGCCCACCAAGACUCGCUCGCACGAGCAGGAUAGCAAUGGCCACGCCAAUGGAAGCCCAGCUGGCCGCACUGCCACAAAAUCUAAUGACGACGACCAGCCGAAGCCCAAAGAAAGCUUACUGCAAAAGACCCGGCGAAUAUGGCUCGCCAAGACCGGGAUCGAUGCACGAACGUACAUGCAACUCUUCAAAGGCGCCCUCGCCCCAACGAUAGCCAUAGCGGCAUACCAAGCCACCGCCUUCGCAGACACCUACACGACGAUCGGGUAUCUUGUCGGCAUUAUGACGAUCCUCUCACUGCCCAUCCAGCCCCGAGCCAAGUUCACGCAGACGAUGCUCAUCAACAUCCUCGUAACAUGCAUAGGCUGCUGCGUCGCUCUCCUGGCCAUGUUCUGCACAGUUCAUGCCCGGAUCGACACCGAAGGCCAUCAAGGACCCGGCAAAGGAGGACCGGGGACCAGUGGUCUGGCUGCCGGGGGAGCGGCGACGAGCACGUAUAAUUCUUCCGCCUCCGCCGUGGCGGGCAUUUGGCUGUUUGUUGAGAUCUACGCCAUUAGUGCUUUUCGGGCGAAUCGGCCUCAAUUCACUAUUCCGAGUAUCUUGUUUGCGAUCUUCGCUAAUGUCAGUAUGAUCUAUGCGCCGCAGUUCAGUACUAUGACGCAAGCCUCAGCCUUUGCUCAAAAGUUGCUUGAGGCUUUCUUUACGGGCUUCGCUAUCUCCACGGGCGUCUCGCUGUUUGUCUUCCCGUUGACGAGCAGACAGGUGGUGUUCAAGGAGAUGACGGGGUAUUUUGGCUUGCUGCGAAAGGCUAUGAAGGCGAAUCUGGACUACAUGCACACUCUCGAGGAGACAGACAUGUUCGCUCCUCAUCGGAUCAAUACUGCUGGGGAUGAAGUCGCUGGUAGUAAAGAAGCAGAUGCCUUCAAGGCUACAAUGGUAGCACUCAACGGUCUGCACUCGAAGCUUGCCGCUGAUUUGGUGUUCGCGAAGCGGGAAAUAGCACUGGGUAAGGUUGGUCCGGACGAUCUGCAGCAGCUGUUCAAACAUCUACGCGAGACCAUGAUUCCGGUGCUUGGGUUGAGCUCUCUAUCCGACAUCUUCCAGCGAAUUGCGGAGGGCCGUGGCUGGGAUAGGGACCAGAAUUUCGCUCACGCAACGGCCGAACAGGCUCCCAACGAGUCUGAGAAGCUGCGCAUCGAGUCCAUUACCGAAUGGCAUCAUCUGAUGAAGCAGCUACGUGAGCCAUUCGGUAAAGCUACGACGCUUAUCGAUGAGGGGCUCGAACAUGCUUUGAUCACAUUACAACUUGCACCAAGACAUACAAUGCGCACUACAGAUGACGCGGCCGAAGCCAAUGGUGAUGCGCCACAGCCUGGCGAGGCAGGUUUCGCAGACUACUACAAACGUCGUUCUACUUCUGCUGUCGACACGAGGAAAGAGAUGCUUCGAUCGUGGUGUGCGGUUCAUGGCAUAGAACUCGCGCCGGAUUUCUUCGACGAUCCAUAUCGAAAGGAUUACGUUGCGCCAGAUUGGAUGAACACAGAUCACCGGUCCCCCGAACGACAGCGGCUUCGUCGACAGCUAUUUCUGUGUUUACAUAUGGGGUUUCUUCUGAAAACUGUGAAUCAACGAGUCGGCGAUCUGAUCAAUUAUGCCGAAAAACUACAGGCGUCUGGCAAACUGAGCAAAACUCGCUUAAUCGUGCCUGGGAUCAAACGACUGCGCAAAUGGUUCAUGUCAUUCUUCUCACACGACAUGGAAGCGCACGAUGAUCAGAAGAUCGACUCCGGUGAUAAUGGCGUGACGGUCUAUCUGGGCCAGGCAUACAAAACUAAGAAAGAUCCGGAGCACCUGCCUCCUACGAAUCCAUGGGAGAAAUCGAGUAACAGUAUACGGAAGAUUGGUCAUUUCUUCGCCUCGCCCGCUUCCUCCUUUGGUCUGAGGUCGGUCGUGGCCUAUCUACACGACACGCAGACAUUCUUCACUCGUGAGCGUCUGUUCUGGUCGCAGAUCAUGAUCUCCAUCAGUAUGACUCCCACGGCCGGACAGAGCGUGCGAGGGUUUCUAUUUCGUGUGUUCGGUACUACGGUCGCUAUGAUCCUCGCAUGGAUUGCAUAUUAUAUUGUCGAUGGCAAGACGGCGGGGAUCUUGGUAUUCUUCUUCCUGUUCUUGCAUUUUGGGCUUUACAUUGUGCUGAAGUAUCCGGGCUACAUUCCAGUGGGUAUGAUAUCCCAGGUGACAAUGACGUUGAUCUUGGGAUAUGAGUUGCAGGUGAGAAAGGUUGGAGUCGCAGUGGCGACGUCAAACGGACAGGCUUACCAUCCGAUCUACAUUCUUGGGCCUAUACGUUUGGCGACCGUCGCAGGUGGACUGUUCUUGGCCUGGAUAUGGACAGUGUUCCCUUUCCCCAUCACGGAACAUUCUCAGCUCCGACAGACAUUGGGCAAGACUUUAUAUCUCCUAGCAAACUACUACUCCGUCAUGCACGAAACAGUGCGCGCUCGUGUACGUGGCUGCGAAGCCGACUUUACGUCCAAGGACGGUCCAGGUUACAAGCUGGACAAGGCCCGAUACAAGGUCUUCUCGAAAUGCACAGCACUGCUCGGAGGCCUCCAGGCGCAGUCUGCGUUUGUCAAGUUCGACUUACCCAUCGGUGGCAAGUUCCCGCAUGCACGCUACCAGAGCAUCAUCGCUCAGAUGCGCUCGACGCUCAAUUUCAUGGCCCUCGUCAGUCUAGCAUCUUCCACCUUCGCCGAGCUGUCUGAAGCAGAUGCGAGUGACAAAGAGCACAGUUCGGAAUGGCUGCGCAACUUCCGCCGUCUUCUAGGCGAAUCGGGUGUGACGUCUGAAGCAAUCACCACCCUGCUCUCCCUCCUCUCCGCCUCAGUGACCAGCGGCACACCACUCCCGCCUUACCUCCGCGUGCCAGAACCGUAUAGAUUAUCUCAGAAGCUCGACGAGUUGGAUCAGGAUCUGCUAAGUGUGAGACAUAUCGCCGAACCGGGCUAUGCGAGUUUUGCCGUUAUGCAGAUAGGGACGCGAUGUAUCAUUAACGAUCUGGCGAAGAUUCUGGAGAAUGUGAAGGAGCUGGUGGGCGAGUUGGACUUUUCAUAUCAUGUUGUUAGUACGAAUGAUUCGACCAGGCAGGCGUCGGAGGAGACGCUGGUUUAUCCGAGGACUGGGGGAGCGAGUGGCGUGAAGAUGGACUAG